CCCAACCCACCAGCCACAGUACUCGACGCGUCGCCGGGUAAGCGACCGUAUAAUAUAGAAUGAAGGAUAUCUACUAGCCUAGGGCAGCCGACCGACAGUCGCGCGCUGGCGGUUGAAGGAUGCAGGCGAAAAUCAGUUCCAGUGAAGAACCACUGUAAAUAUCGAUGUCGCGCGAAGUGAAAUGCAAUGCAGUGGAAAUGGAUUACUACAAUUGUGGAUUUUCAGUGCAAUAAACACGAUUUAAGGCAAAUGGGCAAUCAACCGUAGUUCACACAAUACAAUGGAUUAUGUGCAGUGUAAAUCAUCUACAUUUGGAAGCCCAUUAUCCCAUGUGGAAUAAUUAUGAUGCACCUGUGCUGUUUAGGAAGCCGAAGUGAUAAAGUGUCUCCGGGAGAGUCAGCAGAGCACUCAGCGUCUUCAUCACCAAACAAGGAUGAUACAAACUUGUUCGAAAAUGAUCGUCACUGUACUGACAUAAUUUUCAUUGCCAUAAAAGCCGCCUUUAUUUUGAUUCUGCUGGUGCUCAUUAUCUACUGUAUGGUGUUCGGUGAUAUCUACCGGAUAAUAAAUGGAUACGAUGACUGUGCCAACGUGUGUGGCCGCGACAACAAACCAGAUAAGGAUCUUUCGUGCAAGGGCACGGAUCGAACCGAGCAAAAAUAUCUUUUGGUGGAAACAUCUGGAACAUCUUCCGACCUGCACCGGCAGUGUGUUUCAAAGUGUGAGGAUGUCGAAGGCUACAAACCCUUUCUAAACCGUUGCAUACGCAAGGAAAAUCCCGCCAACGACGUGGCCACUCGGACCGGGCUGCGAAACUUUUUCCAGGAAGUCUCGGAGGACCUGGAAUCAUGCUACAUGGAAAUGCUCUGGCUGUGCGCAAUAGCGUUUGCGUUCUCGCUGCUGACGCUGAUACUGCUCAGAUUCGUACCUGGUUUCGUGGUUUGGGUAGUUCUGCUGGCCGUAAUACUGGCCUGUACCGUGGGAACCAUCUGGCUCUGGGUCAAGUGGGACUGGGAGAAGAAAAACAUGCCCACCGAGGCCGGCCAGGGGGCGAAGAUGCGUAUGAAUAAUUACCUGUAUUAUGCCAUCGCUGCCACGGUCGCUACGGUUGUGGUGUGCUUGAUCGUGCUGGUCAUGAGGAAAAGGAUCCGACUGGUGGUGCAACUGUUUCGAGAAGCAGGGAAAGCGAUAUCCAAUAUGCCGUUUCUGCUGCUGGAACCUAUAUUGACGUUCGUAUCCAUCGCCGCGGUUAUCGUUCUGUACGUCUACUUCACCAUGUGGGUCGAAAGCUCCGGGAUGCUCAGGGUCGAGAACAAUCAAAGCGCCAAGUACGUCAAGGACUCGACGAUGCUCUUCACCCGGUGGUACAACCUGUUAGCGUUCUUCUGGUUCUGCCAGUUCAUCAUCGGCUGUCAGCACAUGGUCAUAGCCGGGGCGGUCGCCUGUUGGUUCUUCACGCGCAACAAGUCCAAACUGGGCAGUCCGAUAUUGAAGAGCUUUGGCAACUUGGUGCGCUACCACAUGGGAACUGUGGCACUGGGGUCGUUCAUCAUAGCGGUCGUACAGUUCUUACGGGCCGUGCUGAAAGUUGUGAUGUACUACGUUCGAGAACGCCAGAAUCGCUUAACAAACUGCAUGUUCGAGUGUUGCCAGUGCUGUCUACAGUGCUUCGAAAAGUUCCUCCAGUAUCUGACGAGGAAUGCCUACAUCAUGACCGCCAUGCAUGGUGAUCCGUUUUGCAGAGCUGGAAAAAAUGCAUUCCGAUUGCUGACUAACAAUGCUUUGCGCGUAUUUGCUAUCAACUCGGUUGGGGAUUUCGUCCUGGUCCUUGCCAAAGUGUUCGUUGUGGUCGUAACCUGUCUCGUCGGAAUGGAACUGAUCCAGAAGAAGACCGGAUUGCAUCAUCCAUAUGUCCCGAUCAUAUUGGUGGGCAUCUUUGCCUACCUGGUGGCACAUAGCUUCAUGACCGUUUAUGAGAUGACCGUGGAUACCAUAUUUCUGUGCUUCUGCGAGGACUGCGAGACCAACGAUGGCAUUAGUCGGCCGUACUACAUGUCCCGGGGCCUGAUGGAGUUCGUGCAGAAUUCGAAAAAGGCUUUGGCAGUGCACGACUCACGCACUGCCAGCACCCUGAAGGAUGGGGGAGCGUGGACCAAGGACGAAUCGGGAUCUGGUGCGAAGAAGAGAUUAUCGAAAACUAUCUCGGAAACAGUGGACUGAACAGAUUUUAGAAUUUAAGAAGAUAUUGGAUGCGUUCAUUUUUACUUUUGUGUGUGCGUGGUGUGAUGCUUAUAAAUAUGAACAAUGCGAUAAAUAAAGAGCACAAAUUUUCAGUGAA
Aedes albopictus (Asian tiger mosquito) is the source of this 2338-nucleotide messenger RNA. RefSeq names its product choline transporter-like protein 1. The transcript is spliced from 8 exons. Gene Ontology annotation, biological process: transmembrane transport. Gene Ontology annotation, molecular function: transmembrane transporter activity. Lineage: Eukaryota; Metazoa; Arthropoda; Insecta; Diptera; Culicidae. The record is from RefSeq and is a predicted model, not a curated record. The coding region runs from base 343 to 2220 and encodes 625 amino acids.